AUGGAGGAAAAUUUAAGACGCUUGUCAAACUGCUUGAGCCAGGCAAGCCAAGUAGUCCAGGAACUUGCUGCAAAUAGCGGUAGAAAUGUUGUCGCUGAUGCUACUGUUGGCGAGACGUCCACAAGCACAAAUAGGGAGCUUACGAAUCGACUACUUUCGCACGACGACGCCGUUGGAUUGCGUGACAUACCUACUGCGCAUGCCUGUCUUGGCACUUGCCGGCGUCGAGCAAAAGUCAACGACGUUGGUAAGAGCGAUUUUCCGGCGUCUUAAAGAAAGCAGGACGUGAGGUUAGUUUUCAAAGUUUUCUAUCGAUAAUUCACGUGUUUUUGCCAGAAAAAUCAAAGUAUUAUAUUAGUAACAUGUUCUUUACCAAUGUCUUUGACUUUUUUUGUCUGUUUUCAUUCAAUUCUACCUUCUACAGCCAUGGCAACUCAUGAAGGCGCUGGCGAAGGCACGAAAAGGUAUGAAUGAAAAGUUGAUUGCUAUACACAUGGACAUCUUUCUUUUUAAUCACACUGCACUGAAGUAUAAGACAUUUUCUGGUGCUCAUUAAAUUUGAAAGGACCGAAAAGUCGCGUAUCUUUUUUUUUUUGAGUUGUCACAUCAACAGUAAGAAACAGAGCCGAGUUGGCUAUAGCAAGUAAGUUUACAUACUUCGCUGAACCAAAAAAAAAAUUUCUUACCCCGCCAGCUUUCAAAACAAUUUUAAAGUCAAUGAAAAGUUUAUUUUUUACUCCUUUUCUCUUGUUAAGAGGGAUAUUAUAGCUAGCUUGGUGUUGUAGAAACACGCAAACUUUCCUUGACUUACAGCUAUGCUUGCUUUUCUGCUCGCUGUGCGAACAGAUUUUGUUGUUUUUCAUUUUCCAUUGUAUUAUUUUCUUAAGCUUGUGAGACAAUCAACCAGCGAGUGUGAUCUCAUAGAUAAAUAGCUAGCGGAGAAACGUUACCUUAACAGUUAGCUUAGUAAGUUAGUGAUUUAACUGUUCAGUAAAUUAUAUUUAUAUAUUUUUAUAAUUUUUUUCACAGAAUGCCGAAAAUGAAGUGGUCAGUUAAACAUGACACCAUAUUUGGUCGCGAACUCCUUAGUUGGGAACUAUGGAAGUACCGUUCAGGCACCAGAGAGCGGGGAAACUGUUUAGACGAAAUAUGCAAAAUUCUGAAUAACAUCAAAGAGCCCCAAUUUUGCGUUUCGCAAAAGGGUUUGAGGGACCGCUUGAAAAUCCUGGAAAGGGAUUCCAAGGCCAGGAAGAGAGAGGCCGAGAGGGGCUCGGGAAUUUCCCCCGAAUACCGAGAAAUAGAUCAAAUAAUGGAAGACUAUAUGGAGAGAAGAGAGGAGGAAGAGAAGACCAAGGAAUCCCGCACUGAUGUGGAUCGAAACAAGGCAGAUCAAGAUAAAGCAGCAGGCGAGGAGAUGAGGGAGAGAGCGAUGGAGAGGCUAGCUCAGACUAAGAAGAGAAAUGGCAAAGAUGAACCACGAAAAAAGCGCCAAAAAAGUGGUGACACCCUUGACUAUCUAAGGGAGGCAGCGGAGAGGGACUCUCAGUUAAGGCGAGAUGAGCUGGACAUGAAGAGGAGGCAAGACGAAGCUACAGCUGCUACCCAGCAAGCAUUGUUCACUCAGCUGCGGGACCAGCAACAGUUACAGGUGCAGCAACAGCAACAGCAGCAACAGCAGUUUAUGCAUAUGAUGCAAAUGAUGCUUAACAGCCAGCAAGCGCAAACACAAGCAGUCAUUGAACUCUUAAAAAAGGGACCGUAGUUAUGAUCGGAGUAGUUAUAGUUCAGUUUUCUUGUAAACACGCAACUUAUUUUUUCGUUGUUGUUUUUGGUUUUGUAAUAUAAUACCAUGAACAAGCAACCUUAGCCUUCGAUGUUGAUUUUCAUCACUUUAUUGUACGUACAUGUUCUGGCACGCGUGUUAACACUACUAUUGGCUUAACAUGUGUUCUUUUUUGAACUUGAGUUCUAUUGCAUUUCAAAUUAAACCUUCAAGCGACUAGAGUGUUUAUGUUGUAUAACUGGAGUAUCGCAAGUGUAUCUUGAGCACAUUAUAUCAAAUGAAGUAUUCCUCUAGAGUUGGCGGAUUAACACCAAAAUACUCGGACGUAACAGAACCGUAUAAAAUGCUUCGUGCAUUCUGCAUUAACGCACAUGUUACAUACAUCUUUCCUACAGCACUCAAUCCGAUUUUCAGAUUCUUUUUAAAAUCUAAGAACUUAAAAUAAUUGACAAUAUCCCCGAAUAUCCACUCGACGGAAGAGCGAACUGUGCUCAUUGAGGUGUUAAAAUCUUGUUGAGCUGGGGUCAGGACUGCGCCUUUAUAGGGCCUUUGUAGGUGUGCACGUAUCGGAUAGGCGGGGUCACCGUACACGCAGAGGGGAAGGCCAGUUACGGGGCAGUUGGAAAACCUUUGCAGUUCCUGCAAGAAUCCGGAGGCAGCUAGCAUGAAACUGUCAUGGCGUCUUCCCUCAACUGGGCCAAAUAGAUUCCCCACUAAUCCAUUAGGCAAAGCGACAGCCUGAAACUUAAUGGAGUGGACACGUUUAUGGCCAUUGUAGAUGGAUCGCUGGUUUUCGUUAGGCCUACAAACUGGACGUACAGUUCCAUCUAUGAAUCCCCAGCAGUUAUCUAGGGCAGCUCCUGCCUGUUGGAUAGCAUCAGCAUACUGGCGAAGCUUGGAAGGGGUUAACAAAUGAUGAUUAUACCUUGUAAGCAGAUGAUGCCAGCGCUCAUAAAUCAAGUCCAUUAUGUGGUUAUUUAUGAUAGAAAUCUCAAGAACCGGUCUGGCAAAAUGGUAAACCAAAUCUCCGUAUCGGCAAGGGUAGGCAUAGCGCUUGAGAUACAUGCAUAAUGCAGGUACCGAAGGUACUACUAAACCAUUUUAAGUGGUUAUCUCGUCAGGUAACUGCAGCUGUUCCGCAAGUUUAUAAAUGUCAUCUCUGUAGAAACGAAACUCAACCUUGCAUUCGUCGUUUGUUUUCUCGUCCAAAUCCAACCUUUCGUAGUUCCAAUACGGAAACUCUGGGUUUUUUUACUUAUGAGCAUCGUAUAAAAGUACAAAUUCUUGUUCUUUUAAAAAGUUGUUUCGAUAAGCGUAAGCAAUACAAGCUCUUGUUUCUCUGAAGUUAGGUAUUUUGGUUUGAACAACCCGGCUUAUGAUCAUGAAGUGAUAAAAAACAAACUUCAGAAACGGCGGGAAAAUUUGCAGCAAGCGCACCAACGUCGUCGUCUUUACUUAAAAUCGUAAAUUCAAAUUUCUAGAUGACGGCGACGCAGGACUAUGACGUGGCCCAACGGCGUCGUCGUGCGAAAGUCGUCAGUUCGUAAGCUCCCUAAUACAAGCAUCACAACGGUGGGACAAGCCGUGAGUAGAGCCCGUGCAAUCAUGCACCAGUCGACAACCAGAGGACUCUAUUCUCGUUUGAACAGUAGAGAACGACUUCGAGCCUCGUCGUCCAGUAACUCUGCUCCUGUAAAGUCGAAGAGAGCGAAAGUUGAAAGUAAUAAGGUAUUUGAAUUUGUGUUGUUGAGGCUGGAUGAUGAAGAUGACGAAGAGCUGAACUCAGAUAGUGUUCACUCUGAUAGUUGGAUGUUGACAGAUGAAAGUACUGUGUUAAGAGGAUUUGUGACGCUUAGUUCGGAAGACAAUGAAGAAGCCAUUAGAAAGGCAUUGUCUGAUGCUAUACAGAUGAAAUAUCCAGCCGUAGCAAGUAAUGACCUCGUGUUCCUAAAAGCAAACAGGAGAAGAAUAACACAACCAGUGAAUUGCCACGAGUACUCGUUCAAACAGGUAAAAUCACUGGCCGGUCAAGGGGCUAUUUACCUCAGACUGAAACAUGGCUUUGGCUUUCUUCUAGACAAUCAAGGCUCAGAUAAUAGUAGCUUAAAAGAUAAUGACGUCAGUAACCACACAGAGAGAAGCAUGCCCAUAUCCACUUUGCAACCACCACAACGCCCACAAGAAGGCAGCAACCACACUCAGAGUAGCCCGUUAUCCAUCCCACAGGGUUCACAGGUGAGUAGCAACCACACACAAUGUAGACCUGUAUCCACCCUGCAACCAACGGAGGGACCACAGGCAGAUCUUAGUGAUCAGUCAUUUCUGAUCACUGGACAGAGCAAUGAAAACCUGAAUGCAAUCCCUGUUGUUAGCUUUGCCAAUCUGGAAGCAGCUGUUGGAGAGUGCAUUAGCAUCUGUAAGAAAGACAAUGUUUGUAAUCCUGUGGAGAUACUAAGGUGUGCCCAAAAGCUUAUUGUGCAGGGUCGUCCCUUGGAUGUAAACUCACCUGACCAGCCACUCGAUGGUGAAACUAACUUUGUCAGUAUAGACCGAUUUAAUAUUUUGGAAUCAGCUAUGGAAGAAUUCAAAGAUUUUCAAAACCCAAGACUCACAUUGGAAGUGUCAUUCUAUGGAGAACAGGCCCAUGAUGCUGGGGGUCCAAGGAAAGAAUUUUUUCGGCUUUGUCUUAAAGAAAUACAGCAAAAGCUCUUUGAAAAUGGACUGCGCGAACUCAUGGCUGAGGAAUAUGAGUUUGCUGGAACUAUUAUGGCCUUGAGUAUUCUUCAGAAUGGACCCACCCCACGGUUUAUUCCUGAAGAAAUUUUGCAGGAGAUUUUUUCAAAGGAUCCUGCAAGGCCAUGCAUUGCAGAGCUUCCGAAAGGAUUCAUGAAACUUGGUCUAUAUGAAGUUGCAAUGAGUCUACCAGUCUUUCUUUAUCUGCUGCGCGCAAAUGAAUCAAAUCAACUCUCCAGACGACAGCUCAUCCUACUCCUCCGGCCAUCAUUCUCCGAGGAAGGCACAAAUGUACGCAAGUAUGAAAAUGAUGCCUACGCUGCAUUCUCAAAGUAUGUGCGAGAAGCUGCAAGUGGAAGAAGGGGUAGAAUCACUCUUGGGAGCAUUCUACAAUUUGCAACUGGGAUGGAUGAAGAACCGCCCCUUGGCUUUGAACUACAACCUAGUAUUCAAUUUGUUGCUGCUAAUGAAGGGAUCAAGUAG
This is a messenger RNA of Porites evermanni, 4999 nucleotides long. Lineage: Eukaryota; Metazoa; Cnidaria; Anthozoa; Scleractinia; Poritidae. The record is from the annotation of a GenBank genome assembly.